Molecule: messenger RNA, 657 nt
Organism: Ylistrum balloti
Lineage: Eukaryota; Metazoa; Mollusca; Bivalvia; Pectinida; Pectinidae
Product: APGW-amide-related neuropeptide-like
Exons: 1
Coding region: 1-657 (218 amino acids)
Source: RefSeq, a predicted model, not a curated record
AUGGAUACAUUAACAGUAGGAAUAAUAAGUUUUAUUUUGACAUUCAAUGUAUUAUCCGUAUCCAGUAAUACCGAUAUGAUGGACAAGCGCAGGCCGGGUUGGGGAAAACGAGAUGUUCAAUCGGACGAAAACACACUUGAAGAGUUCGAUGAACCGGACAAACGUCGGCCAGGCUGGGGUAAACGAGAUUCUACAGAUUUAUUAGACAGUUCUUUAGAAAAACGUCGCCCUGGAUGGGGCAAACGUAGUGACAUUCUGGACCGGAUCUCAAUGCUGAAAAGGAGACCCGGUUGGGGAAAGAGAACGCUAUCGGACAUUUCUGAUUUAUACAAAAGGAGACCUGGCUGGGGCAAAAGGGAUUCCGAAGCACUUGACAUGGAGAUACGGGCACCAGGCUGGGGUAAAAGGAACUUUAUUGAUGACGGAGAAUAUUCCGUAUAUGACAAAAGGCGACCAGGAUGGGGAAAACGUUCGGACAAUAUUGAAGUAGAAACACGGAGGCCUGGAUGGGGAAAAAGAGCACCCGGAUGGGGAAAACGGUCAAUGGAUGUCUGUCAGUCUAUGAAGGAAAAAGCUGAAUAUUUAAUAAGCUCUGCUAUUGAGGUAAGUUCAUAUCACUUAUCUUAUUUGCAUCUAAGACUUGAUAGAAACUGGUGA